CCGGGCUUGGGGCGUUCGGGCUUCUGAGGGAGGCGCUGGGCACUUCGAACUCCUGGUGCCUCCGCGAGCUGCCACGGGGGCCGGGUGCCCACCGGCCGUUAUUUUGACGACAUGUAGCCACUUGUCGUGGCGGGUCCUUCCUUUCGCCCUCCCGCACAACUCACCUCCUGCGCUCGUGCUGCUGGGCGUCGGGCGUCCGCGUGAGGCGCGGGGUGCGCCCCGGCUGCGGGCCGGAUCACCUAGCGGUCCUGUCCUGCCGGGCCCUGCCUGCCCCGCCCCCGGGUCCUCCCCGCCCGGGUCCCCAGCGGCGGUCUAGCCAACUCGACUCAGGUGUGGGCACCUUCCGCGAGAGCCGGGCUGCAGCGCCGCCUGAGCGCCCAGCGUGCGGGCGCCGUCCAGAAGUGCCUGGGGCUUGCUUGGAUCAUCAGGUUUGUCUGUAGCUGAUUUAUUUUUUAAAGUUUCCCUGCCUCUGACAGUGAACAAGCCAGAAAUACACUUUCGGGAAAUGGCCUCUAAAUCUUGGUUGAAUUUUUUAAUUUUCCUCUGUGGAUCAGUAAUAGGUUUUUUUUUAUGCUCUCAGCUAUUUAGUAUUUUGUUGGGAGAACAGGGUGACACACAGCCCAAUAUUCUUCAUAAUGAUCCUCAUGCUAGGCAUUCUGAUGAUAAUGGACAGAAUCAUCUGCAAGGACAAAUGAACUUCAAUGCAGAUUCUAGCCAACAUAAAGAUGAGAACACAGACAUCGCUGAAAACCUCUUUCAGAAAGUUAAAAUUCUUUGUUGGGUUAUGACAGGCCCUCAGAAUCUAGAGAAAAAGGCCAAACAUGUCAAAGCUACAUGGGCUCAACGUUGUAAUAAAGUGUUGUUUAUGAGUUCAGAAGAAAAUAAAGACUUUCCUACUGUGGGAUUAAAAACCAAAGAAGGCAGAGAUCAACUCUACUGGAAAACAAUUAAAGCUUUUCAGUAUGUUCAUGACCAUUAUUUAGAAGAUGCUGAUUGGUUUCUGAAAGCAGAUGAUGAUACAUAUGUCAUACUAGACAAUUUGAGAUGGCUGCUUUCAAAUUAUGACCCUAAAGAACCUAUUUACUUUGGGAGAAGAUUUAAGCCCUAUGUAAAGCAGGGUUACAUGAGUGGGGGAGCAGGAUACGUACUAAGCAAAGAAGCCUUGAAGAGAUUUGUUGAUGCAUUUAAAACAGAGAAAUGUACACAUAGUUCCUCCAUUGAAGACUUAGCCCUGGGAAAAUGCAUGGAAAUCAUAAACGUAGAAGCUGGAGAUUCCAGAGAUACCACUGGAAAAGAAACUUUUCAUCCCUUUGUACCAGAACACCACUUAAUCAAAGGUUAUCUACCCAAAACCUUUUGGUACUGGAAUUAUAACUACUAUCCUCCUGUAGAGGGUCCUGGUUGCUGUUCUGAUCUGGCAAUUUCUUUUCACUAUGUUGAUUCUACAACUAUGUAUGAAUUAGAAUACCUCGUUUAUCAUCUUCGUCCAUAUGGUUAUUUAUAUAGAUAUCAACCUGCCUUACCUGAGAAUAUAUUAAAGGAAAUAAAUCAAGAAAACAAAAAUGAAGAUACAAAAGUAAAAUUAGGAAACCCUUGAAAGAAAAAUGUGAAUGAACCGAGGUAAAAUGUCCAGCAUUGCAGUGAAGAACUUCUGCAUUUCUGACAUAGAACCCUGAAAUCCCAUUGAGAAAUUCAUUCUAUGAGAACAUUCCAUAUAGAAAUCUUUCAACUGAAAGACUAUAAACUUAAGCUUUAAAUGAGCUGUGAAGUCUGUUAAAAUGUGUUUUGAUACAGUAAUAUAUAAAUAUAAAUACAUAUAUAUAUGAAAAAUUUGUGUUUUCUUAAGACAGUGGCAAGGUAGAAGAACUAGAAGAGAUUUUGUUGCCUGCUCCUGACCGUGUAUAAUAUUGUCACUGAAAAACUGAAACAGUUAAAUUUGCUAAAACUGCACUGUACCAUGUAACAUACACAAUGCUAAACAGAUCUGCCUUAAAGAAAAUUUAGAAGGAAAUAUUGUUGCUCAGUGUUGUUUAUACUCAUUUGCUGUGUGAUAUAAAUGAAACAAUCCCACCACACAGUUGUCUAAUGAAAAUUCUGCUGUGAUAAUUUAUAAUCAGCAAUAUUUAUUCAAAAAGGUAGAAUAAGAAUGGCACUUAUCCUAAAGUGCAUUAAUAAAAUUACAUUUUCAAAGUUA
Messenger RNA from Marmota monax (woodchuck), 2194 nucleotides. It is a transcript of the gene C1galt1, whose product is annotated as core 1 synthase, glycoprotein-N-acetylgalactosamine 3-beta-galactosyltransferase 1. Gene Ontology annotation, molecular function: N-acetylgalactosaminide beta-1,3-galactosyltransferase activity. Gene Ontology annotation, cellular component: membrane. The record is from RefSeq and is a predicted model, not a curated record. The transcript is spliced from 4 exons. Lineage: Eukaryota; Metazoa; Chordata; Mammalia; Rodentia; Sciuridae. The coding region runs from base 506 to 1597 and encodes 363 amino acids.